Laccaria bicolor S238N-H82 is the source of this 4081-nucleotide messenger RNA. RefSeq lists its product as uncharacterized. The record is from RefSeq and is a predicted model, not a curated record. NCBI's taxonomy places the organism in Eukaryota, Fungi, Basidiomycota, Agaricomycetes, Agaricales, Hydnangiaceae. The transcript has 23 exons. The annotation marks the transcript as partial.
UGCAGUUCCCUCCUCAGAAAAGGAGUUUCCCUUGGUGAUCAUUAACACUAAUUACAAUCGUUCCCACCAAGACAAUAAAAAGUUUCCUUUAAAACGACAUUACACUGACAAGUCUCAGGCUCGGAAGGCAGGAUUUAUUUGGACGGAGCAAGACAGGAAGAAGGCCAUAAGUGCCAUUAUUCCAAAGGAUAUGGCGUCAUUUCAGAAGCAGGUAAAACAGGUCCUACAGUCAGGCGUCAGAAACGCCAGAUCAAAGUAUACGAAAUAUGCCACUAGCGGUCACGAACCUCAGAGAGUCCGAAUCAACUGCAAGGAUGGAAGAAACCUUGCCUUUAUUGAUAGCACUCUGGAUCAACGUCUACGUGAUCAACUACUCGACAAGUUCAUGGCUCUAUUUCCGGAUGGUCUGAAACACACUGACACUGAAGAGGAGGGGAUUGGCAAUACAUUUCCCUCAAUUCAUUUUGUAUGGUACAAUCGGUAUGCUACUAGGGGAGAUGGGGCGCCAAAAGAUGUCCACCCCGAUGAGCUCUAUAACGGUCAAGGAAGUCGCCUGAAUACUGCCCAGUUUUUGCCAAGGCUCUCAAAAGAAGCUCAUGAAAAUAUGCAGAAAUAUCAUGAACUUGAAGAAGCAUUCCAGGAAAUUUGGCAAUAUCAGCGUUCUGUGGUAGAAAAGUACUUACCUGAGGAGUAUGAAGCCCUUAGGAUCUCUGUCGACCUUCUCCCUUCCAAUGACAUGAGCCCAACAUACCCCUUUGGUGGUGUUGUUCUCAACUUCAACGUAUCGACUCUUGUUCACCGAGACUGGAAGGACCUGAAUGUUUGCCUUGUCAUGCCCAUCAGUGCCUGUCAAGGGGGGGCACUGGUUCUCCAUGAACUUGGGAUCGUUGUGGAAUGCCAGAGUGGAGACAUGAAACAAACUAGAUGUUUCUACAUCUCGCCUCAACUCAGCGCCGUUCUUGACCCACACUAUCACCACACUAUCACCACCGCUUUUCCUGUUUCUCCUUUCUACUCUGUAAUGUCCCUUGUACCACCAAUUGCGAAGGCAUACGUCCUGGCCACUGCUAGGUGUACAGAGCGUCAGAACCCAGGAUUUGCAAGGAAGAUAGAAUCAGCUGGAGAGGCGAGCUCUCUCCUACAGGACGCCUCUGAACAAGAAUCAUUACGCCGUGACAUCCAAGCAUGUCUCCUUGUCGAACUUCAAAGGCUUCAACAAAAGAUUCUUAUUGCCCACCAGGAUGUCCUUAACGCAGAACUGUACUGUGGUGAAGUGCGCUACUGGGUUAGGAAAAGUGGAUUUAUCCUCCCAUCCUCAGAUUUCCAGGCGGCAAGGGACAAUCUAAUUGUGCAAGUCAAGGGAUCUCUACACCUCUCCUCUACUCGCGCUAUCUUCAAUUUGUGCCUGCACGACCACUUGGUAUCUGAGGACCAACACGGAACACCUCCGCAACAUUUGACCCAAAAUGGACUUGCGGGAGGGCUUCCCGUUGACCUGUAUAUCUCCUCCCAAAAGGAUCAAAACUUGGUUGACUUUUACCCAUCACUGUCUGCCUUUCCUGAAAACCAAAGCCUCGCUGGCAAGAAAAGUAAGGCGACUUUGGUCAACCUAAAGACCAGUCGAGGAAGCAAAGCCAAGGCUCUCGCAUCUUCAACUGUUGCUAAUGGUCGCCCUGUCCGUUCAACUGCUGGAAAGGGCGGUGCUAUACACCAACUGACUAUGGCAGCAAACAUCGUCGGCGCUGGCUUAGAAAGAUCUCUGCAAAAAACUGAAACCAAAAAGCAUUCCAGAGACGAGCUUGACAAUGCUCCCCACAACAUGGCUGAAAAUCAUAUGGCGCCUUUGCCAAAGGCAAAACGUAGAAAAGCGGGACAAGUUGAUGCACCGGUCCCUUGUGCUAUUGAUCCUCCUUUGAAACCAGCAGCACCCCUACCUCGAAGUCAUUUACCUGAUUGGUGCUGGAACCUCAAGAUCGUCUGGUCUGUACUUUCCAAGGACCUCAAUAUCCUACCAGUUCACCUCCUUUUCAGCCAGGAGGUAUAUACGCACCACAAGGUCUUCCUCAAAGUUUUCCAGGGCGUCAACCUCAGGUCUUCCAUGGACGCUCUCGCAAAACGCCAAGGCCCUCAGAUAGCUCUUCAGCGUACUAAGAACCCUACCUACCAGACAGCACAGAUACACGACAAUAUCAUGGUAAACAGCAACAAAACCAACGAUGAACAGGAUAUGGAUGUGGACAACGCCUUUGAAAAGAACACCAGCUACAAGGACAGCAACGAAAACAUUAGCAGUGAGGAUAAUAGUAGUGACGACGGUACUGAUGAUUGCUAUGACAAGGAUGGCAAUGAGGAGGAUGAUGAAGAUGAGGAGGAGGAUGAAGACAACAACAUCGACGACAAUAAUCUGCGCCCUACAACAGAAAGUAUAACACUUCCACGUAUGGCUGCUGAUGACUUUCAGGAUAACACCUAUGGUGGUCAGCAUGAUCACUACGAUGACGAAUUUCAGCAAGAAGAUGAGCAAGAAGACACUGAUGUUGAUCAUGUCGACGACAAAUUUCAGCAAGAAGACGCUGAUGUCAAUUAUGUCGACCAGCAAGAAGACGCUGAUGUUGAUCAUGUCGACGACGAAUUUCAGCAAGAAGAUGAGCAAGAAGACGCUGAUGUCAAUUAUGUCGACCAGCAAGAAGACGCUGAUGUUGAUCAUGUCGACCAGCAACAAUCAUUAGAAGCUCAUGAAAUUGAUGAACAGUCACCUUCAGAAGAUGAACGCCAGGCAGAUGCUGUCUUGCACGCACCUCGUUCUUGUACCCCAUAUGAUAAGAACAAAGACAUCUCGUUUGAAGGCAACCAUCAGCCUACCUUUAACAUAGAGGGGGAAGAGCCUCAUGGUCUGGAGGAUCAAGAUAGUCACAAAGUACCUCUCAUACAAGACGUUUUGACGGCGCAUCACAAGAAAAACCGUUCUAACCGCCCUCCAAAACGCAGCCAUUUGGUGGCAGCUGCAAAUCACCACCGCCAGGUCCAAGGUAUUUAUAAUAACCAUAGCGAGCGUGGCAAGCGCAUCGAGCGCCAGGAUCCCCAGGUGGCAUGCCAUACUGAAGAGCCUGAAACCAUUCAAAGUGCUGGAGAUCCAGUAACCUUUCAAGGUACUUACAUUUCUGACGCUAUCUCAGGUAGCUCAGUUUCUGACGUUUCCCAUGCCCUUCAAAUCACUGAAGUACCUGAAACCACUGAAGACCCUCAAGUUCCUGUGACUGUUGCUACUAGAGCACCUCGUAACUCGUUAAAAUCAAAAGGAAACCACGACCCAACUAUUUUGAGCUUCUACCCCUCGGUAUGGCAAGUCGUGAUCAAAAGAGCUAAGAUCAAAUACCAGAAGCACGUUGCUUUGAUACAUAGCUUUCCCUCCAAAGCUAUUGAUGCAGACUUUAAAGUCGCAAAAGCCAUUCUAUCAGAGGAGAUUGCUCAAGGAAAAAAUGAGGGGCUUCUCUUUGAAUCUGGCUUCAGUUUUAGCGAUGACAUGGCUAGCGUCGUUUUUGAAGAGGGCAGCACCUUUCGUGGAAGGUUGAAGACUAUGGGUCGUACCAGUGUUCUUCGAUUCUAUUCUAAGGAUCUGGAUCCCUUGGUUGAGAAUCAAGGACAGCUUGAAAGCGAUAUUGUGGCCAAUGCCAAUAGACUUUUAUCUAUCAGAGAUUCAGAGUACCUAAAAGGUGGCAAGGAUGCCAAUGGGAAAACAAACAAUUUCUCACAUCCUUGCAUUCGUGCUCUAUGCAUUGAGUUCUUCUAUACUGGGAACGACUGUCUGGCUCACCAUUUCCCUGAUAAUUUCAAAGACAGCGUCCCAGAACUCUGUAUGGUGCUUGUCAUGACCUGCAUCACGAAUUGUAUUCAUGAAUUCCAACGGUUUUGCUCUGGAGAGAGGGCCAAGAUCCAAUUUUCUGGUACCGCGUAUCAACCUACUGUCAACGCGUUACUCAGACACAUGGAGGACAUCAAAGCCAACCCAUAUCAUGCCCAGAAAUUGCUUAGUAACCGACAACGAUGGGCCCAAGAUGGGAUUGCUUUGGUCAUUGCUUAA